Messenger RNA from Darwinula stevensoni, 636 nucleotides. Lineage: Eukaryota; Metazoa; Arthropoda; Ostracoda; Podocopida; Darwinulidae. The record is from the annotation of a GenBank genome assembly.
AGCUCCAGUUCCGAGAUCGCAACCGGGACCAGGACAAACAGCAGUGCAGGGACCAAGAGUGGAAUCGGAACCGCGAAUAGGACCGGCUCCAAUAAUGGGAUCAAAACCGGAAACGGGAACGGAGCCGGAGCCGGAGCCGGAACCGGAACCGGAACAGGGAACGGGAACGGGAACGGAACCGACAGCUCCUCGAGUAGCUUUGGUGCUCUCACGGAUUCCAGCGGUCGCGGCACUUCCCUCACCCCUGAAGGCCAGAGACACACGGUGAAGCAUGCGAAGAGGAACCUCCCACCUUACGACGUCGUCCCCAUCAUGCGCCCCGUCGUGUUGGUCGGCCCCAGUCUCCGGGGCUACGACGUCACCGACAUGAUGCAGAAGGCCGUCGUGGACUUCCUCGGCCACCACUUCCGAGACAGGCUGAAGCCGGAGAAGGUGGAGGUGGACGUCUCGACCCUGCCCCGGAAGGCGGGGGCGCAGGGGAGGGUCGGCCUGCUAUCGGGCGGGAGGUCGAGGGCGAAACUCAGACAACAGGGAACAGACAUCUUUGAGAAGGCGCAGAACACGCAGGCAAGGACAAGCUCUCCGCUCGUCUUCCUCUUCUCGCAUCCAGUUCCGUCCAAGGGUAACGGGGAGACA